Molecule: messenger RNA, 5043 nt
Organism: Salmo salar (Atlantic salmon)
Lineage: Eukaryota; Metazoa; Chordata; Actinopteri; Salmoniformes; Salmonidae
Product: serine/threonine-protein kinase 32C
Biological process (GO): G protein-coupled receptor signaling pathway; protein phosphorylation; regulation of signal transduction
Molecular function (GO): G protein-coupled receptor binding; ATP binding; G protein-coupled receptor kinase activity
Source: RefSeq, a predicted model, not a curated record
GGCGCCAAUAAUCUCUUAAUUAGAUUCGCAUUUUUGCAACGACAGAAUCCAGUUGUGUAGUAUACAGCAGCACUUACUGUAAUAUUGAAAAUGGUCUUACAUUCUAACACGAGACCUGCAGAGAGGCAUGGUUCUUGACAUCCAUGACAGAGACUCAAGCCACGACGACUAGAGGCGAAGUGUCACACACAGCUCCGCGAACAUAGCUAAAUCAGUUGAGGAGGGAAUAGAAAAAUAGGCAAGCCGAGUGUUUUUCUUUGAAAUACAGUAUUGAGGCUCUCUCUCCGAUCUAAUCUCUCGUCUUCAUUGGUUUAGUGAGACAAAGUCGCGGUGCGUAAAUGAGAGAAAAUCAUCGAUAAAAUAAUAACCGAGGACGGAGCGAUGCAUUUGUUCAGCGUGUUCAAUACAGAGCUGUAGCUAGUUUUUUUUAAGUGGCGAGGAAUGCUAUCUGAGCUCACGCAUCAAUGUUUCACUGGGGCAAGUGGAAGAAGAGGAUGGGCGCGAACAGUUCUAAGAGACCGGUCUACGAUGAAAAGGAAGAUGUAACCUUUGACCACUUCCAGAUUCUCCGGGCCAUUGGGAAGGGGAGCUUCGGAAAGGUGUGCAUUGUGCAGAAGAGGGACACAGAGAAGAUGUACGCCAUGAAGUACAUGAACAAACAGCAGUGCAUAGAGAGAGACGAGGUCCGAAACGUCUUUAGAGAGCUAGAGAUUCUACAGGAAAUUGAACAUGUUUUUUUAGUAAACCUCUGGUACUCGUUCCAGGACGAGGAGGACAUGUUCAUGGUGGUGGAUCUGCUGCUGGGAGGAGACCUGCGCUACCACCUCCAACAGAACGUCCAUUUCAACGAGGACGCUGUCAAACUCUACCUGUGUGAGAUGACCCUGGCACUGGACUACCUGCAGAACCAGCACAUCAUCCACAGGGAUAUCAAACCAGACAACAUCUUGUUGGAUGAGCAAGGCCACGCCCACCUGACAGACUUCAACAUUGCUACAAUAAUCAAGGAUGGAGAGAGGGCCACUGCCUUAGCUGGAACCAAGCCCUACAUGGCACCAGAGAUCUUCCAGUCCUUUGUGAGUGGGGGGACGGGUUAUGCCUUUGAGGUGGACUGGUGGUCACUAGGCGUGACGGUCUUCGAGGUGCUGCGUGGAUGGAGGCCCUAUGAAAUCCAUGCCAGUAACUCCGUGGAGUCUUUAAUGCAGCUCUUCAGUACCGUCAGUGUGCAGUACAACACCGCCUGGCCCAAGGACCUGGUCCAUCUCAUGAGGAAGCUGCUGACGGUGAACCCAGAGCAUCGUUUCUCCAGCCUGUCUCACAUGCAGACGGCUCCCUACCUCUCUGACAUCAACUGGGACGCUGUCUACGAGAAGAAGAUAGAUGCUGGGUUCGUUCCUAACAAGGGCCGUCUGCAUUGCGACCCCACCUUUGAGCUGGAGGAGAUGAUACUAGAAUCUCGUCCCCUCCACAAGAAGAAGAAAAGACUGGCCAAGAACAGGUCACGGGAAGCCAGCAAGGAUUCCCAGUCGGAAAACGACUACCUACAGGAGUGCCUUGAAGUGGUGCAGUCUGAGUUCAUGAUCUUCAACCGCGAGAAGUUGAAAAAGAGGCAGGAGGAGGGUGCAGAGGGAGGGGAGUCUGAAGGAGCUGCCGAGGGGGGGGAUGAUGGGGAUGGAGACGGAUCCGGCGAGGCUGAGGGAGGCACAGAGGAUGAGGAUCCCGAACCCGAGUCCUCCUCCAAACUGAGCAUGUGCGGCUCGGUCUGCUCCUCUCCUGGCAGCUGCUAGCACCACACCACCACCUGGUGGUCACUCAGGCUGCUGUGUGUGUGUGUGUGUGUGUGUGUGUGUGUGUGUGUGUGUGUGUGUGUGUGUGUGUGUGUGUGUGUGUGUGUGUGUGUGUGUGGAACCAUGCCUAUAGAUACUCUAACCUCUCCAAUGUAGCCAUGAUGACUGGAGGAACUGGAACGCACAGCAGGACAACAACGCACAGCAGGACACAAAAUGGCUCUCCUAUUUCUUCUUCUGUAGCAUCCACCGUUAAGGCAUGAAUGAAACUGCAGGGUUACAGAGCGGUCCCGCCCUCCGCGCCCUAGAAUAAGCUCUAACUAAUUUCUAUGCAACGUACAGUAUAGCAUGAAAGUAAGGUAUCACUACGAGAGGGGAUAACACGCAGCAGAAGCCACACGAUAUAUGAGCAUGACAACAUACAGAGAAAUAGGAGCAAGGCUUAAGAGUUUUGAAAGAAAUAUUUGUAUUUUUUUGCGUUCCCGCUCUUUUAGCCUCGAGUAGAUGCAGCUACCUCUGCAAACUCACAUACUGAAUUAUUCAACGGCGUUAGACACUCUUAGUUUUCUUUGCCUGUGUAGCUCGUGCAAUCCCUCUCCUCUCUGUGUACUCCUCCUAUUCUGAACGACUAUUACUGUUGUCCGGUUACCUUCUCCAAAUGCCUUUCAUUUCAAUUAUAGUAUAUAUUUGUUCAAGUAUCACAAUGCCAAUAUACAGUGCAGUGCACAUAGACAUAGAAUAACUAUUAUAUUACUAUGUUCUAUGUAAUUCUAUUCCUGAGGUAGUGCAGUGGAUAGAAACUUUUAGAGGAGGGUAAAUGUUGUUUCCAGUCACAGUAAGUGAGUCUUCUAAUAGAUACAUACAUUACAGUAUGGGCCAUUCGGGACAAGGAGGUUUUGCAAUUUCAAAUAAAUCACUAGUUCAAUCCGAUAACGUAGAACCAUUUUGAAGUGGUGUUGAUUGUUAAUCAAUAGCCAUUCAUUACACGUUAAUUGUGACUAUAUUAUGCAUCAGCAUGCUGGUUUGAUUUUUACUACGGUGAUUUACGCUCCUCCAACGAAACCUUUUUUCCAGACAUUGUUCGUUUUUUCAAAUGCCCUGUCAGUUAGAGGGACUUAGUACAUCUGUGGUGUAAAUGGAAGGUUUCCCUCACGGUCGAUCUCUGUGACUGUUGCCAAGACGCUGUUCUAUUAUCCCACGGCUCCACUGGGGGUUACAUGCUCGUACUGCUUGAGUUCUUAUACGUUAAACAUAAACAUUGUCGCUACCAGGGGAUCAGACCAUAGAAGAAGAAUCAUAUUGAGCGUACCCCGUAAAGGUUUAGUUAAAUUGACGUGGUAUGGGAGGCUUUGCCUGUUCUAGUCUUUCUUUGUCCAUGGAUCAGACAUGAUCAGCUUCUAUUGAAUAGCUACAGAAGAAUCUCGUAGUUGAACAUAAUCCCUUAUUAGACUAAGAUGACCGUGACAUUUUAACAAUCGUCUUUCAUUUGAUUGUCUCGAUCACUCCUGUAUGAAAAAUGAUCCCGGGGCAGUAUUAUUAGUUGUGGUACAUUUUAAGGUGGUGCCAUUACUCUCAGCCUGGACAUCUGGGAACAUGUAGCAUUGUCCACCUUAAAACCCUAAGGCCUAACAAAGUAAGGUGUAAAUAGCCUAACCUCGCUCCACAGUUUUAUGUGGGACUGCUUACUAAACGUACAUGUUACUAAAUUAAGAGUAGUAUGAAGCCAAACAUUCAUACACUGUUGUACUCAUUUUAUUUCCAAGUGUGCAGGCACAACUUGUAGGCAGAUAUGCCAAAGCUUUUCUACCAUUUGCAUUGCCAUUUCUAAGAACUUUGUGUGUGAAUGUGUUUCCUCUCUGUAGCGCAUAUAACCACUGUUCCUUCUGUGAAAAUACUAUCAUUUGUAUACGAACAUUUAUUGUGAUUAUAUAUAAAGGAAUGUUUUUGGGGAGAAAUAAAAUAUUAUUCAAUUAUAUGGGGGGGAAAUCUGAUUUCCUAUGAAAAUAAGCGCAUUAGUUACGCCCAUAGCGUCUCGAACCCUGCAUUUUUGCAUGCACCUCUAUUUACAGUUUAAAGCAGAUUUUGUAGGAGAGCCAAACGCUAGGGUUUGUGGGUGGCUUACAGUAUGUGCACAUGCAAGCUUCAGGCAGUAGAAUACCUUGAUGUUCACCUGUGUUCUGAUGAUUGACAGAGGAGAGGCCUCAUAUAAUCAGUGUAGCCCUGUCCUGCUUGCCUGUCUAUGUGAUGUCUAGGUUUGCUUAAAAAAAAAAAAAAAAGAUUUCAAGUCCUACGACUGUACAAAUAAUUUAUUCCCAUUGUUAUAUGGAUGCCAUGAUAUUUUAGACUGUAUGCAGUGACUUUUGGCAUCCCGUAGAUUGUUUUAAGAAUAUGUUCCAAGUGCACAGGCUUUUCUUUAAGUGGAUGAUUUAAUAAGUCAGUAUCUAUGCCCUCCUAUGCUCCAAUGUGGGUAAGUUUAGGUUUUCUGUGCUUUGUUAUGUAUAUGGGAAAGGGAUAAGGCCGAGGGUUUGGGGCAUUGUGUGAGUCUGCCCGUAGCUAUGUGAAAAGUCUUAAAUACUGCUCUUCGACAUGUCUUUACAUUGUCCUCACUACUGACGACUAGAUGAAAAAGCUUGACUGGAUGUUCAGUCUCCAGUGCUAGAAAUGGCCAUGCGAUUGUGUUGAUUGUUUGUAAUGAAUAGUCAUCGAUUUUAAUGGAAACCCUGCUCGGUCGUUUUAUUUCUAAGUUCAACAAUAUUGUAGCCCGAUGUCAUUCCCUUGAUUAUCAUUUAAAAUGCACCUCCAUUCCUGGUCGGAUGUUGCUUGCCUAACCCCCAAAAAUCUUUCAUAUGUUUGGACCAUUGUGUUUACAUGCUAGUUUAUUGGAUAAUAUUGUUGUAAGUAUAUUUACCUGGGUGUUUCAAACAGCGUUGUGAUAGAACGAGUGACCAAUCACCACAGUACUUUUCCCAUCAACUGGAUAAGGAUUAAAGCUCUCACAGAUAAUAGUACUGUCUUAUCUUUGUAGCAACAUUUAGUAAUGUAGUGUCCAUUUUUGAGAAAACAAAAUCUAUGACCACUCUCCUCUUUGUUUCGAUUUUGAACAUGUUCUGUAGGAUUUUUAUGGGGACUAAAUAAAUACACUUGCAACUAGCCUGGGUCUCAGUGGAAGCCUUGUACUGUACCUAUUCAAACUGCUCUGUGUAUUGAAACAUGUUGCUUUAACUGCUUUGAUAAAUAAAUUCCUUCCAGUACUCUC